Molecule: messenger RNA, 2057 nt
Organism: Cornus florida
Lineage: Eukaryota; Viridiplantae; Streptophyta; Magnoliopsida; Cornales; Cornaceae
Product: transcription factor BIM2-like
Exons: 7
Coding region: 871-1707 (278 amino acids)
Biological process (GO): DNA-templated transcription
Molecular function (GO): DNA-binding transcription factor activity; protein dimerization activity
Source: RefSeq, a predicted model, not a curated record
AAAGAGAGAAGAAAUGACAAGAUCUCUCUGUGCAUUUGGUCUUAUUCUAAGAAAGUGGCGGGAAAAAACCUUCCUUCCACAAUGAGUUUGGGAAUUUUUCAACAAAGGUGGAAGUGUUUGCUUGGAUAUAAAGCCGUUAUGUGGUUCAUAAGGAAAAAAUGGCACAUCCAUCCUUUGAAAAUUCCUCUGGCUUCAAGGAAACAUUCCUUUGAAAAUUCCUCUGGGUUCAAGGAAACAAUCAUAUACAAAGUUAUUUACCAGUUUCCUUAAGGCUUCUAUUUCACAUUCAUUCAAGGGGAAUUCCUUUAACCUUGAUUUCUAGUGAUUGAUAGGCAGUCAAUUAUUCUUAAAGAGCUAGAAUUUUGUUGCUUUGAGAAGGCUAUAGAGACUAAAGGUGGGGCUCUCUGUGCAAGGUUAAUACAUAAUGAGUUUUGACACAUUCUUAAUAUAAUCAAGGAAGCUUUUGAUGUUUUUAAAUCAUGAGUAGUCUGUUUUAUAGAUAUCUUGCAAGAAUAACGUUGGAGCGGACUAUAUAUCGUGAAGCAUGUGGUGUUCACGUUGCAAGAUUAAUUGAUGAUUGUUAUUUGCUCGAUAGACUCCAUGUAAUGGGAAAUGUAGAUGUUUCUUUUUGUUGCUCUUUUUUUAUGUUUAUUAUUAAAAAUGUACCUUACCUUACCUAUUUGGUUCAUUUUUUCCUUUUUAAUUUUGAGAAUGGGAUAGUUGGCUUUUCGAUUUUGAUGUUGAUUCAGACUCAGGAACACCUUUUCUCUAUAGAGCUUUAGGAGUAGAGAUCUGCCUAAUUCCACCACUCCCUGUGUCAUUCUCCACAGUAAUGGCUUACUACAAUCCUUCCCAAGCAUCUGAUUUCAGAUGUUGAGGGAUCUUAUACCUCAAAAUGAUCAGAAGAGAGAUAAAGCUUCAUUCUUGUUAGAGGUUCACCAUUUCAUUGUUAUACAGUACAUUCAGUUCUUACAGGAGAAAUUAAAUAUGUACGAGGGAUCAUACCAAAGUUGGAGUCAAGAGCCCUCAAAAUUGAUGCCAUGGAGAAACAGUCGUGGGCCUGUAGAAAGUUUUCUCGAUCAAUCUCAACUCAUAAAAAAUGGCUUUGGAAAUGAGGACAAUAUUGUCAUUACCCCAGCAAUGCUCACUGAUGCACAAAACUCUGUAGAAUCGGACUUGAGUGCAGCCGCUUUAUACAAAGCAACAGAUAAUGCCCCUGCGGCAGCAACCCAAGCAAUUCCAGUUAAUAUGCCAUUGCAGCCAAAUGUUCUCUUGGACAUGCCCACACAACCUUGUCAGGGAUCUAUUUCUGAUGCCGAGCACUUGGCUUCCCAGUCACAAGCCCAAUUUUGGCAGGGUAGGCCAUGUACAACUGAAAGUGCUGUUCCUAGCUAUACUCUCAAUGAACAGGAGGAACUGAAACUUGAAAGUGGAGAAGCUAGCAUUUCAAAUGCUUACUCUCAAGGGUUGUUGAAUACCCUGACCCAUGCGCUGCAAUCUUCUGGGGUGGAUUUGUCGCAAGCAAGCAUCUCGGUACAACUUGAUAUUGGAAAACGAGCAAAUAGUGGACUUACCGCUACAAUGUCCAAUACGAAGGAUCAUAAUAACUUAUCUCCUGACGAUCAAGCAAUGGCGCAUUAUGGGGUUGGGAGCAGUGGCGAGGAUUCUGAUAAAGCUCACAAAAGGCUUAGAAGGGAACAGAUUUAGCAUGCAUUAUCAUACCCCUUUUGCUUCUGAUAUUUUCCCCCAUUUUGUUCCUAUUUUUUAGGUUUCAUUCCAUGUGUUGUUAUCAUUCUUGUUGGGGUAUAUUUUCCCUCUUGAUUUGCUGGGAUGUUUAUAUACUCCUAGUAGAAGCUGUCAUAUAUCAUAUUUGUACUUUUAUCUCAGAUAGAGGCUUCCAUGUAAAUAUUGAGAAGCUGCUCUUUGGUUUCCAAAGGUGUCAUUGCAGAAAAUGAAGCUGCUUGUGCUCCUCUCUUGUUUUGUUGCUCAGUCUGAUGUAAUCUUUUGUAUAUUUCUUCUACGUAUCUAUUACAUGUUUGUGUGUGCUGCCAGUCAUA